GCGCUAUGCCGAGGAUCUUUCUCAUUUCGCCUCAUCCGCCACUUUUUGUGUCCCUUGCGGCACUCACACUCACCAACGUCUUUAUUUACAUGGUCAUAUACUACUUUUAACUAAUGUUUCACGAAACCCUUCAAUGCUGCACCGGGUCGCCACUGUCGCACAGUCAAGUUGCGGAUCCGCUGUUCAACAUUCACAAGUUCCUAGCUGCGGGAACUAUCGCAAUAUCACUGACCCCAAAUUAUGCGCCGAAUAUCGUCGUACAUGUAUCCGAUCUCUGGCAUAUUCUUCCAGGAUUAUCAGCACUUUCGGCCCUCGUUCAUCCCGAUGAAAUUGCCUUCAUCAGGAUACUCGACUUUUUAUCUCAGCACCAUUUCAUUCGAGCGACUUGCCGAUUCGGCCAUGGUAGCCUGUCAUCCGCGCUCCUUGUGAGGAUUUAUCUAAUACCAUACGACCUUGCAAACGUGCAAGGUCAACUUCGCAUUCGAGAGGACGCGAUUCUUACUGCAGCGCGACGAUAUUUACGUAUUCUACUUCCACGGAUUGUUCAAGAUAUAUCAGAAUGGAAUGGGGGAGACGCGCAAUCAUCUACAUUGAGAAAGCUAUUUUAUGGACUAUCACAGGACGAUCGCACGAUGGCGGAAAUUUAUAGCUCUUUGCCAUCUCCUGUUGCCAGCGAGGUGUCUCCCCUGGCAAAUGCAAUUCUGGAUGGUACCACCACGAGGCUCAGAAGCGAGCUUCACCCGUAUCAGCGUUGUUCGGUCAUCGCGAUGCUUGGCAAGGAGCUUUCACCUCAUGGCGUACCCGAUCCUCUGUAUAUUCCGAUCCGUGGAGUGGAUGGUAUCGAGUUCUACUUUCAACCAGCAACAUUCGAAUUACUGUCCGAACGCCCCAUAGUGCAACAGAUGCGAGGAGGCAUUCUAUGCGAAGAGCUAGGGACCGGCAAAACUGUAAUGGUGCUGGGCCUUGUUUGCGCUACGGUCGAUCAGUCGUCUUCACCCGAAGAGUCGCUCUUAGACGACCGCCCCGUUAUGACGCCGAUUUCGUUCAAUUCUCUUACAUCCCCGUCUUCUAUCGCCAGCCGCCAACGCCUCAAUAGGGUCAUCAAGUCUCGGCCAGCGAAAUCCAAUGAAGCUGAAUCCCCUCAGAUACCAUCGCUACGAGCAAUUCUCUUGCAUUAUCUGCGCACUCACCCAGAUGGUCUUAAUGUUCGAUAUCACCACGACGAUCUUGAAGAUCGACAACUCCUACAAGCAUAUCAAGCAAACGUUCCUUUCUAUCUUCAUUAUAAUGAGGAACCUCUCGACACGAAUUGGUCUCGCCGACGACGGACAGAACCUAAACCAAGAAUAAUGUAUUUGACGACUGCAACUAUUAUAAUUGUUCCCGUCAACCUUCUAUAUCAAUGGGAAAUGGAGGUACUCAAGCACUGUGAAGAUCCGCUACGCCUUCUGGUGAUCAGAGAUACAAAGCCUUUGCCGCCAGCUUCAGAGUUAGCAUCUUUAUAUGACAUAAUCCUUAUGAGUCAGACAAGAUUCUCAGCCGAGGCUACCAAGGACUGUCUCGAAAAACUGCAUACUUGGAAGCGAUGCAAUUGCCCUCCCGUUCUCUAUUCUCAAGUGACGAUCACGAACUGUCAGUGUCACCGGCAUGACGAUGUCUCGCCUCUCUUUCAGGUGCGCUGGAAAAGGCUGGUAAUAGAUGAGGGGCAUGUAGCGUCCAGUUCUACUACCAAUCUGGUAUCAUUAAGCAAGAAGUUGAGCAUCGAGAGAAAAUGGAUUGUGACGGGAACUCCAACAACGAACCUCAUGGGACUUCAUUUUGGAGAAGGCUCUGAACUACAGUAUCCUGAAGAUGUUGCUAAUUCUGCUGCCAAUGAUGUGGUGGGUUUACCAGGGUCACCUCGGAGUGAUAUCAGUAGCAGUGACCUAUCCUCUGCAGAAGAAGAGCCUUUCAAGCCUAUCAGAGUCUGGACCAGCGAUGACCGCCAGGAUCUGAACAAGCUGGCCAACAUGAUGGUCCAUUUUCUCCAGGCUCCACAGUUUGCUUCAGAUUCCAAGUUAUUCACUAAUUUGGUCAUCAAUUCUCUCAUGGCUCCUUCAGGACCUCUGCCUCACUCAAUUGAGGUCCUUACCCAGGUCAUGAAUACUGUGAUGAUCAGACACCAGAUUACUGAUGUUGAGAAAGAUAUUCUCUUGCCCAUUCUCAGUCAUGAGACUGUUCUGCUGGACCUUGAUCCUUAUGCGCUCAAGACCUACAAUGUCAUGCAAGCUACCAUUGCUGUAAAUGCAAUUGACUCUGAAAGAGUGGACCAGGACUAUCUAUUUCAUCCAAGAAAUGUGGGGCACUUACAACAAAUUAUUGAGAAUAUGUCACAAGCCAUGUUCUGGCACACUGAUGAGAACUACUUCAAUGCUGAUGAAAUCUUGAAAGAUAGUGAAGGCUAUCUGAAAAGAACGGCAGAAAGAGCAUCUCAGCAAGACCUUACUCUAUUGAAAGAUGCCCUUCAUCACUUGAAAUCAGCAGCUUCAGAUCCGGUCUGGAGAGCCCUGUUAUGCCAUGCGAAUGUUUUCCACAGGGCUUUUGGCAUCCCUGAAGCCAUAUAUCAGGCUUGGACGCCGCUGCCUGCCUCAGUUUCUUCAAUCACCGAUUUCUUUAGCUCAAACCCCUAUUCAUUCUGUCACCCAGAACACCUGUUCAAACUACAUCAACUCAUCUCCAAAAGACCUUUGCUCAAUGAGGCAGGACUCAUCGACAUUGGUUAUGCGGUCCGCAAGGAAGAGCUGCUUCGGUACAGGUUCAACAUGUCUCGGUUACAAAUGAGCAAAGCCGGAAAGCGUCAGAAGGAUCAUCUCUCAGACAAGACCAUGAAACUCAAAGAAUUUGACUUGACUUCGCCGGGGAAACUCAAGCACAUUCGUCAAGAGUUAAUCGACGCGCAGGAUCGAGUCCAAACCAUUUCCGCUGGCGCUACUCCUGGCGAACACGUCGCUCCCCACGAGACUUAUACCACCUCUCCUCUGUUAGCCAAAUCGCCGCUGGCGCAGGUUCGCAUCGGGAACACAACAUCAUCAAAGCUUAACUACAUCAUAAAUGAUAUCCUUCUCCACGCAAAGACGGAGAAGUUCCUUAUAUUCUCUCGGUCGCCACUCACUCUGGCGUACAUCUCGGAAGCCCUCGAUGUCAUUCGUGUAAAGUCGCUCCACUUUACGUCAAAGGUAAAUCUGAAGACACGCGAGCAGUAUGUGACGACGUUCGAAACCUCAGAUACGUAUCGAGUGUUCCUGAUGGAACUCAAACAUGGCGCCCGCGGAUUAAACCUUGUCUCCGCAUCUAGGGUAAUCUUCUGUGAACCGGUUUGGCAAGCUGACGUUGAAACACAAGCUAUCAAGCGAGUGCAUCGUAUUGGUCAAAUACGACCGGUCAUUGUCAAAACGCUCGCGAUCCGGUUAACGUACGAAGAGACCAUGGUUUCUCGAAGAGAGGCCCUAAGAAGCGGACUGGGGAGCUCAGGUGGUAAGCUGCCUGACAUGACAGACGACAGGACGAUGCGUGAUUUCUUGGCGAACCCAACCUUUCUUCCGGAUCCACCACCUCCAGAGAUUGAACUCGAUAUACCGCUUUUGGGUGACGAGGCCGCACGAGAGAGCAACAGGCUUGCUUCCCUCCCCGAGGCGGGUGCGAAAAAGCCUCUGCGCUACAUGUUGCGCGAUGAUGACUCGGAUGACGACUUUGACAACUCUGCAUCAGCUCAUGAGGAAGGUACCUCGAUGCAGAUGGCACCAACGCAUUCCAACCAUACGGCUCUUUCUGUCAAUUUCGACCGCUUGCACGCCAGCUCACGCAUUUCACCGACGAUCAAGAGGGUGCGUUUGAUUUUGCCCCCGGAGCCAGCUAGUCGAGAUCUCCAGCAUGCCAUUGGCAGCAAUCCAGUGCAGCAUGAGGAUCCCGAAGUUCGCCCAAGAAAGAAGCCAAGGCUUUCCGUCCGCUUUGCUGUUUAACAUUUAUAGGUAAAUCGGAAACCCAUUGUACCAUACCAACCACGUAGUUUAGAGUUUCGCGCCUCAGUUCAUUCAAACAUCUGCAUGUCUAUAUUCCGUGUACCAUAACUUAUUCCAUAUCUUAUACAUUCAACAUUCUCAUCGAAUC
Molecule: messenger RNA, 4146 nt
Organism: Somion occarium
Lineage: Eukaryota; Fungi; Basidiomycota; Agaricomycetes; Polyporales; Cerrenaceae
Source: the annotation of a GenBank genome assembly